Molecule: messenger RNA, 2102 nt
Organism: Bombina bombina (fire-bellied toad)
Lineage: Eukaryota; Metazoa; Chordata; Amphibia; Anura; Bombinatoridae
Gene: AGMAT
Product: agmatinase
Exons: 7
Coding region: 80-1234 (384 amino acids)
Molecular function (GO): agmatinase activity; metal ion binding
Source: RefSeq, a predicted model, not a curated record
GUAGCUUUGAAAGGGGAAGCAAAGAGUUUCUGAGAGAGACAGCUGCCCUUUGUGCUCUGCUAGUGACAGUGAAUUCAGCAUGGCCUGUGCAAAUAAUGUGUUCAGGGCAGGCCCUGGCAUUUACACACGGCGCUUUUCCUUCUUGUUUCCAGGAGCCCCCAGAGACGUGAAGCCAAGUGUGAGAUGGAGCACAUUUAGAUCUGCUCACUUCUUUGUCAGAAGAUCCACAGUGUCACCUGUUAAUAAACUAUUGAAGGCCCAAGUUUCCCCUCACCGUUUUGCCUCAGAUUCCAAAUUGAAUGUGCCCCUCAGUGCUGAAUAUGUGGCUCGCCCAGCUGGGGUCUGCACCAUGAUGAGACUGCCCUACCAGGAGACAGCAAAGGGCCUAGAUGCAGCAUUUAUUGGGGUCCCCUUGGAUACUGGUACCUCUAACCGACCUGGAGCAAGGUUUGGACCACGCCACAUCAGGGGUGAAUCCUCCAUGGUUCGGAGUUACAACAUUACGACAAGAUCUGCCCCGUUUGAUUCCCUCAUGGUAGCCGAUAUUGGAGACGUGAAUGUGAAUUUGUACGAUCUGAAGGACAGUUGUCGAAGAAUCCGAGAAGACUACCAGAAAAUACUGUCUGAAGGAUGUAAACCAUUAACGCUGGGCGGAGAUCACACAAUCACGUAUCCCAUUCUUCAAGCUGUGGCAGAAAAACAUGGUCCAGUGGGCUUGGUACAUGUAGACGCACACACAGAUACGGGGGACACUGCCUUAGGGGAGAAAAUCUAUCAUGGGACGCCAUUCCGACGGUGUGUAGAAGAGGGUCUCCUGGAUUGUAAGCGCGUUGUGCAAAUCGGAAUCCGAGGUUCCUCCUACAGUGCAGACCGCUAUCAGUACUGCAUUGAUCAGGGUUUCCGCGUGGUAUUGGUUGAAGAUUGCUGGUAUAAAUCUCUGGCGCCACUGAUGUCAGAAGUGAGACAGCAAAUGGGAGUGAAGCCAGUUUACAUUAGUUUUGAUAUAGAUGGCAUAGACCCGUCUUUUGCUCCUGGGACAGGAACACCAGAGAUUGCUGGGCUCACAACUAUUCAGGCUCUGGAAAUAAUCCGUGGCUGCAGGGGGCUGAAUGUCGUAGGAUGUGACCUAGUUGAAGUGGCUCCAAUUUACGAUCAGUCCGGUAAUACAGCACUAACUGCUGCUAAUCUUCUGUUUGAGAUGCUUUGCAUAUUACCCGGAGUGAAGACAUUUUAACUUUCUCAAGGUGAAAUCUGUCCAGCUAUUCCAAUCAUACUAAAGAAGAUCUAAUCCUUUUUUCUCUAUGAUUUGUGCUGGAUCGAGGAGUCACAUAACGCGUCAGAGAUUAAAACAGCUUUGUUUAAAAUGUCACUGUCCUAAAAAUUCAUAUUCAUUAAAAGGAACAUAAAACCCAAAAGGUUUCUUUCAUGAUUCAGAUAGAGAAUACAUUUUUAAAAGACUUUCCAAUUUAAUUGUAUUAUCAGUUUUUGCUUCAUUCUCUUGGUAUUCUUUGUAGGAGGUGGGGCAAUGCACUUCUGGGAGCUAGCUGAACACAUUGGUAAUCCAAUGACAAAGGGCAUAUAUGUUCAGCCAUCAUUCAGCAGCUAGUUCUCACCACCUGAGCCUACCUAGGUAUGCUUUCUCAACAAAGGAUACCAAGAGAACAAAGCAAAUUAGAUAAUAGAAGUUAAUUGAAAAGUUGUUUAAAAUUGCAUUCUCUAUUGCAAUCAUUAAAGGAGAAUUUCAGUUUAGAACUCCUUUUAAGGUGAUCACCCUAGAAUUUAUAUGCGAUUCUAGAAAAUUGUGUGUAGGUAUUGUCCAAUGCUCCCUCAAGCUGUAUAGACUAACAAGGAGAAUCCUUCACUAAAAUACAAGCAAAAAGUAGGUUUAUUUAGCACAGGAAUAUUUGUUUAAAAAAGUAACAUUUUAAAAUAGUCUAUUUCAGUUUGGCCAACAACAAUGAAUUACAAUGUUCCUUUAAAUAUAUUGUGACUUCAAAUUGACUUUAUAUUCUAUUUAAAUAAUUAUUUCAUGAUUAUCUCCAUCUGUCUUCUACUAAUAAUGCAACACAAUGACAAUAAAAAAGGUGACAAAAUGAUAUAAA